Molecule: messenger RNA, 2340 nt
Organism: Saccharomyces kudriavzevii IFO 1802
Lineage: Eukaryota; Fungi; Ascomycota; Saccharomycetes; Saccharomycetales; Saccharomycetaceae
Gene: ACF2
Product: endo-1,3(4)-beta-glucanase
Exons: 1
Coding region: 1-2340 (779 amino acids)
Cellular component (GO): cell surface
Molecular function (GO): endo-1,3(4)-beta-glucanase activity; glucan endo-1,3-beta-D-glucosidase activity
Source: RefSeq, a predicted model, not a curated record
AUGUGCUACAACAGGCGAGCUCUACCUCCACCGCUUCCCGAUAGACCUAAUGGUACUGGUAACUUGGAGCCCCCUCCUAUACCGCCUCGCAGAAACGUCCUGCCACCAACAUAUCAUUCUGGAGGCCCCUUUCAAUCUCGAGUUGUCGAACCUGCAGAUACAUCGUUGCCCUCGCCAAGCUUUUCUAGACCCUCAGUCAAUCCUCACUUGCAAGAUGACGACCUUUUUCAAUCUCCUUUUUUACCUAAUUUAGGAGCUCCUCCCUCAGUCUUUAAUAGUGUUCAACACCCCGUGCCAAAACCAAAUACAGGUAACCAAGAAAGCGGUCCCUUAGAGACAAAUAAGUUUUACACAAAUCUGUUACUUGAGGAUAAUACGCAACCGGUAUGGACACAUCCUUAUUCUCUUUGGUUUUCUCGUGACCCAGAAUUGUUUGGUUUGGCCAUCAAUCACACUUUAGCUUCUCAAAGGGUCUUUGACACAAGUAAAAGUCCUCCGGGGUUCUAUUUUAACCCUACUAAUAUAAAAUCGUUUGUAUUCAAGGCAAGGGAAUUUAGUUCGGUGAAUGAUAUUAAGCUUGAAUUUGAUGAUAUGAGGCACAUGUCCUCACGGUUGCUAUUGUCCCUGAGUAACACCCAGUAUAUAGAAUUUCCGCUAAUUCAGGGAAUGGGCUUUGUGACGGCUAUUUAUCAUGAUCUGGGCUUUGAAUUAAGGAGCGCUGUCGGCUUCAGGCGCUUAGAACGUCUAAGCAUGAAUGAGGGAACUGUUAAAUAUAAUAUCCAGCUUGAAGACAAUCGAGUUUGGCCGCUCUACUUGUCUUCACUGACUUUCUCUUUUCCAGAAGAUUUUCAACUUUCAUUAAUAAAUAAUAAUACGAUAAUAUCUUCUCACAAAGUUGACGGUCUUAUUUGCCAGUUAUCUGCCGAUUCCGUUCCUAGCAUCGAUUCGGCAGCAGGUUGUUAUCCAAUAUCCUGUGAGUUAUCAGGAAAAACCACUAAUGAACAGCUCACAAAUUAUAGAUUCAACUAUACUGUUGCAGGCAAAUCGCAAUCGGGCACUACGUUAAUCUACGCUUUUCCGCAUCAUAAAGCAGCAUUCACUCCAGAAAUGCAAAAAUAUCAAAUCAACUCUACCUUGGACUCCACGGUUAAGGGUACGAUGACUGGUUUCCUCACGAACAGUUUUGAUAUGCAGAUUCAAAUACCGCUAGAAUUGGGUUUUGAGCCUAUUGCCCUUUAUUUGCAUAAGAAAUCUAACUAUAGCCAUGAAACGCUAUCUAAAAUUCAAGAAGCCGCCACUCAAGAGGUCCAGUCUAGUGAUCCUCUACAGGAGUCAAACGUAGACUCUAUGUAUUUCUCCGGCAAAGUACUUGCAAAAUAUGCGUGGAUCCUCUAUGUGACACAUUACAUUCUUCAUGAUGAAGAUUUAACGAGAGCUUUAUUAAGUAAACUGACUAUUGCAGUGGAAAGAUUCACCAGGAAUCAGCAGAUUUUGCCGUUGAAUUAUGAUCUUACUUGGAAGGGUAUUAUUUCAUCAGGCACCUCCAGCCAAGACUUUGGUAAUUCUUACUACAAUGAUCAUCAUUUUCAUUACUCUUAUCACGUUAUUACUGCUGCCAUCAUCUCUGUGGUUGACAAUGACUUAAAUGGAAAAACCAACAAUUCUUGGUUAAGAAAUAAUAGAGAUUGGGUUGAAUGUUUGAUCAGAGAUUACUCGGGUGCUGAUAGAAACGAUCCAUACUUUCCUCAAUUUAGGUCAUUUGAUUGGUUCAAUGGCCAUUCAUGGGCUAAGGGAUUAUUUCCAAGUGGUGAUGGCAAAGAUGAAGAGUCCACUUCAGAAGAUCUUAAUUCUUGUUAUGCAAUUAAACUGUGGGGGUUAGCGACUGAAAACUUUAAGCUUGUUGAUUUAGCUAACUUGCAACUCGGCAUUAUGAAAGAUGUAUUUCAAAGCUACUUCCUCUACGAAAGUAAUAAUACUAUCCAGCCCAAUGAAUUUAUCAGAAAUAAGGUUAGCGGUAUUUUGUUCGAAAAUAAAAUUGAUCACGCCACUUAUUUCGGUAUGGAGCCUCAAUAUAUUCAUAUGAUCCAUGCUAUUCCUAUAACAUCCGCGUCCUCAUGGGUAAGAUCGCCAACUUUUGUUAAAGAAGAAUGGGAAGAAAAAAUGCAGCCGAUAAUUAAUCAAGUCAAUGAUGGUUGGAAAGGCAUAAUCAUGUUGAACAUGGCUUUACUUGAUCCUAAGUUCUCAUAUGACUUUUUCAGUCAACCUAAUUUCGAUAGAAAUUUCCUAGACAACGGACAAAGUUUAACUUGGUCUUUGGCUUACUCAGGUGCGUUCUCCUAG